AUGAUUUCUCUAUUAUCAUUGAUUCUAUAUAUUAUCAUUUUUCUUUUAUUCAUUCCGACAAAGUCAGAUACUGUCCAUCAAUUACGAGAUAAACGAAAACGUCGCAGUGAAUUAGCUGAAUUUGAUAUACCUACAGAAGAAAAUUUACAUUUUCGUAAUGUUGUUCAUCGGACUGGUGUCGUUGCGAAAAACAUAGGUGGAAAAUUAGAAACUAAACUUGGUCAUAGUUAUGAACUUUUAGGUCAUCAUAUAUCUCAUCUGGGUUCUCAAUUAGAACAAAACAAAAAUAGUCUAGCAGAAAAAGCAACUAAUAUUUAUAAAGGUCCAAUAGCAAAUAAAACUGGUAUUGCUUUUGAAAAUAUUCAAUACGGUUAUGGAAAACUGGGCGACAGAUUAAGUUUUAUUCUCAAUUGGUUGGGUGAAAAUGUGAUCACACUAGGAAAUCAUACUAGUUCAAUUAUUCGCUCAAGCUUUUAUACCAUCGGUGAUAUUAUCGGAUAUACAAUUGAGAAAACAGAACGAUUAGUUGGUAAAGGAUUAAUGAAAACUAGCCUAAAAGUUCAUCGAGCUGCGACUGAUCUUCAACAUACAUCACAUAUAGAUAGUCAACAUCUGCAAGAUAAAUUUCAAGAAACAGCACCGAAAUUCAAACAAUCGAUAAAUCGACUAAUUAGUACACUUGGUGAAAAAAUUCACACACUUGGAAUUGACACUGAAACAGCUGGUCGAAUUAUUGAACAACAUCAUUUUCUUGAUACACUUCAACAAGCAUACGACAAUUAA
This is a messenger RNA of Rotaria sp. Silwood2, 783 nucleotides long. Lineage: Eukaryota; Metazoa; Rotifera; Eurotatoria; Philodinida; Philodinidae. The record is from the annotation of a GenBank genome assembly.